CCAGGAGCCACUAGGACCUAGCAGCAGCAGCAGCUAAGAGGUGUAAGGACAAGCCACAAAAGAGCGCAAAGCUGAAAAGUUCAAAUCACAUUUCGUCACCGGUCGUCGUCCCUUCAGAGCCGGCACCAGCAGCUCCACCAUCGGAACCAUCGUCAUCAUCACCGUCAGCGUUGUGUGGUGGUGUGUGUCACAAAGUGAGUUCCGGAGCAAACACAGUAGUAGUGCCAGGGGAAACGCGCCCGUGUUUCGAACGAUCUCUCCCUCUCGCAGUUAAGUGUUUUGCACGCACGCACGCACGCACGGCGGAGUGGCGUUUGCGUGUGUUUUAUUGCUAGUGUUUGCGUAUUACUAGUUGAUUUAUGAGUGCGAAUUUGGCCGCAAUUGACGAACUGGUCGAAGAGUUUCGGAAAAUGGAACUCAUCUCCGUGCCGCCGUAUCCGGGCCAGCUGGGUUAUCUAGGAUCGACAAAAGUCAACGAUUUCCGUACACCGUUGAUGCCAAUCCCGGCCAACAGUAACAAAAAUUCUAAUCAAAGGCAACACCAGCAACAGCAACAGCUGCAGCAACAGCAGCAACAGCAACAGCAGCAGCGCAGUCAUCAUCAUCAUCAUCACCAGCAUAGCAACAAUAGCACCGGUAGCAACAACAACUCGUCGUCCCACCACCAUCCGCACCAUCACCACCACUACCACCAGCAGCAGCGGGAGGAGGAGGCCAGCGAGAACCAGUAUCCGCUGGAGCCGGCGACGAUAGCGCUGACCGCGUCCCCGCACGAGGAUGCGCUGCAGAAGCUGACCCAGCGGCUGGAGAGCGAGCUGCGGAGUGCCAAGCGGCAGCACCUCGCCUGCACCGAGGUCCUGCUGCCGGAGACCCUGCUGCCGCGGAUAUCCUCCGAGAUGUUCGAGCUAUCGGAGAAGGAACCGUGCGGCAUCCGGGGCUGCACCAUCUACAUCGAGUUCGAGGACGAACCCGACAACACUCGGCGGAUUGCAACGAUGAAAACCGACAACACCGUAUCGACGUUCGAGCUGUACCUUACGCUCAAACAGGACCGACCGGGAUGGAAAUCGAUUUUGCCACAAUUUUUGAAAAAUCUGGCACGUAACAGUACAAUAGUGAUUAGUUCGGAGUUUGUGCUGACAAAGAACAAGCUCUACCAUGCCUACUCCGACUAAGUCGGAGGAAGCAGGAGCACGCUACAACUACAAACCGAUAUCAACUUCUCUCCUUCGAUAUCAACACUCCCCAAACCCCCGCCCGCCCCAACCCGCAUCCCAACCGCCCCUCCAAAACAUUAUUUCCACUCUUUCUCUCGAUGGACCACAAGGCGACCCAAAAAGGAGAAUGCCGUCCGUCGUCAGCACACUAACGUCCCGGCGACGGCGGAUGUCCGCUUUGCGCGUCGUCGGCCAUCAAAAAAAUGUCAACGCUCAUCAGGCGAGUGUGUUUCUCACCACCCAUCGCACCACCGCACGGCCAGCGCCACAGACAGCCCACCACGCGCGCAGUGUAUGUGCUCUCCAGGAAGGAAGCGCGAAUGCAUUUUCCCGAGAAGUUAGUAGUUGGUGUCGCGGGCGGCCGCCCCCGUGAGGCGCGCGCUCUGUGUGCAAAGUACAGGAGAAGACAGGAGCGGUGGGGAACUGUUGUGUGAUUAACUGUGAUUGUUUCUCUCGAUAAUUUUGUGCGCAAAAUUUCCACGCAACCAACACACACCGACCACCGACACCGGCCACGAACGUUUCGAAGUGUGAGAAUCAGUGAAUUUUCCCGCAACAACAACAACGGGGCGGUAGUAGCGCGCAGAAGAAGAGCGCCAAAGGCAAAAGUGUCGUGUGUGUUUUUCUUUGUGUGUGCCACAACAAUUGCAAUCUGUGUGGAUACGGAGCGGAGCGGAACGGAGCGCCAGCACCACCGCCCCCCUCCCGGAGAUCAUCGGGUCAUCGGAGAUCAUCACGCCCGCAGGAGGACAGCAGCGCAUCUUCCGUGUUGUUGGUUCGUGGUUGCGCGAGUUUUUGUGUGGCCGAGCCACGGGUGUGUACGUCACAGCAGGACACAGCAGCAGCAGCAGCAGCAGCAACCCGCGCAGCCCAACAGACAGUUCCCCCCGGGAUUUCUCUGAGCUCUCAGAGGUGUGCCAUCGCGAGCGGGGGGCGCAUUCGGCGAGGACGAGACACGAGACACCGGAACGACGUCACCGAGAACCCGCCGACGCAGCGUGUCAUCCACCCCGCCCACCCCCAGUGCGCCCUGCCCCGCCGCACCGUCGUCGUCACCUGCGCCGUGUCGUGGGUGCGCGUGAUAUGGUAGCGUGCGUGUGCGUGCAUGAGUGAGUGUGCGUUUAGAAGCAAGGUAGGAAAAAGCGAACCGUCUUUUUUCACUCUUGUCCUACAAAAAAAGCAAAAACAAAACAAAAAAAGAAGGUAAAACAAACAAAUUAUUAUAUUAACGCGGUGUCACAAUGGAAGAAGACAGGAAGACAGGAGACGGAGCGACGAGA
This is a messenger RNA of Anopheles bellator, 2497 nucleotides long. Its product is annotated as protein scylla-like. The coding region runs from base 360 to 1175 and encodes 271 amino acids. Gene Ontology annotation, biological process: regulation of TOR signaling; negative regulation of signal transduction; apoptotic process. Lineage: Eukaryota; Metazoa; Arthropoda; Insecta; Diptera; Culicidae. The transcript is spliced from 5 exons. The record is from RefSeq and is a predicted model, not a curated record. Gene Ontology annotation, cellular component: cytoplasm.